Messenger RNA from Labeo rohita (rohu), 2018 nucleotides. RefSeq names its product CKLF-like MARVEL transmembrane domain containing 6 (gene cmtm6). The transcript has 5 exons. Bases 155 to 712 code for a protein of 185 amino acids. Gene Ontology annotation, cellular component: membrane. Lineage: Eukaryota; Metazoa; Chordata; Actinopteri; Cypriniformes; Cyprinidae. The record is from RefSeq and is a predicted model, not a curated record.
UCUGUGGUGCAGAGUCGCACUUCGGUUUUGUAACCUCCGUAGGAAGUCCUUCCUCAAAAAAGAAAACGGAGGGAGUGCGGAAGUCAAACAGCUACACAAAGGACGCGUGAACUGCAUAAACAGGGCACAUUAAAACAACCAUCCGAGCUACAGUAUGGCCACAGAAACGGUCUACAACGCCACAACAACAGUGCAGGAGCCCAAAUCCAAAAAAUGGUUCAUCGUGCCGUCAGAGAACCUGGACAAAGUUAGAUUCGGGAUAAAAGUGGUUGAAGUGCUCCUUUCGUUUGUGGCUUUUGUGAUGGAGGAGGUCGUGUCCAACUGUACGGAAUGUGGACCUCUCUACUUUUUUGAAUUUGUCAGUUGCACAGCCUUUCUCUUCACACUGUUGCUCCUCAUCCUCCUGGCCACAACGUUGCACAGGAGAGUUGGAAUUAACAGCUGGCCUACUCUGGAUUUUGGAUACACAACAACCAUGGCAAUCUUAUUCCUCCUUGCCAGCAUUGUGUUUGGGGCAGGCAAUGGUAACACGGCUCUGGAGCAGGGCGCAGUGGCAUUUGGCUUCCUAGCCACGGUGGCCUUCUGUGCUGACUUUGGUUUGUUUAUAAAGUAUCGUGGUACUCCUUGCCAAAAGAGAAACAACCAACAAGCAGACCAAGCACCCAGACCAGAGAGUGAGAAACUUAAUGCUAAUGGAGCUGAAUCAAACUGAAGCAUGUGACCAGCAGUCUGGUGUUGUAUACGAAAGCUUUUCCCUUUUGAUAAUUUUUUUGUACAUCAGAAAUAUUUUUACCCAAAGCAAAAAAAUAUUUCCAUUUCGGUCAGUUGCUAACUGGCACGUUGAACCAGUUUUUUAUUGUGCCUGAAUUAUUUUUAUAUUUUUCUUAAGUCGUAAUUUCACUAAACAACAUUUGUGCGGGUCGAUUUCUCACACAGAUAUCCUUUAUAAAACAAACAAAAAAUAUUUUGGCCGUACUGAGUGUUGUUUUGUAUGAUUUAAGAAAAUUUAAGUCAUCAUAUCCUUACUGGAGUGUAUGUGCUGCACAGUUUUAGACAAUUUAUACUUACGAAUUAACAAGUACAAAGAGAUGCACUGUAUUUCUUAAAGAAGUACUCAUUCCUGAUUGUUUUUAUAAUUAUAUAUGCAUUCCUGAAAUAAUAUAUUUUGAAGAAAAAUCAGGGUUUGAACAUUGAUUUAUUAUUAUCUGUUUUACGGCACAGGAAUAUGAAUAUAAUAUUGGAUAAGAGGCUCAAAAAAUCAUGAAAUUUUUUAACACUUGCACUGUAAACACAAAUGUCCUUAAAUCAUUUUUACUGUAAAGAUGUUUAGUGAGCUGUUGAAAUAAAUGUGGUGACAGCAGGAUGAAGAUGUUAUGGCCCUGUGAUUAUCAUGUUUUGCUGUGCAAGGGACGUCAGGGGUGUACAGUCAUAGAUUUUUUUGUUUUUUUUUUUUAUUGAAAUGUCAUUUUUAUAUUGUGUGAAGCUAGAAAGUUGUAUAUUUUCUUUUGUGCUUUAUCUUGUUCCGUGUGAGCCCAGAUGUGUGUUAAUCUAUGAACGUGAAGCGUUAAUUCUAAUUGAAGUUUAACACCCUUUCCAGACAGAUAUUUGUCUUUAUUUGGAGGUAUGUGCGUUUAGGCCUAAAUGUGUUUGAUUAAAUGCCCGCAGAGAUGUACGGACUGCAAGUUUUGAGACACUAAUCUGCCUUACGCUUCCACCCUCCUGACUGCUGCUUUCUGUGUUAAUUAAGCAUUGUGUAAUUUUUUUUAAAAUCCUGAUAUUGUGUUGAUGCUUUGAAAAUAGCCACUAUUAAUCAUUUUUAAAAUAUAGAUCAAUCAUCUGGUUAGAUUUAAUUAUUGCGAAGGGUUGUAUGAUUUUUAAAAUGCAAAGACUAGUGGGUCUGUUUGAAUACCAGCAUUGUUUCUGUGAAAAGUCACAUGGAACAUUUUACAACACUGUUUUUGUAAACAUCUUUCCAUUCCAGUUAAGCAAUAAAUAGCUCCUGGGCUCUGAUUAUCAGA